Molecule: messenger RNA, 2197 nt
Organism: Setaria italica (foxtail millet)
Lineage: Eukaryota; Viridiplantae; Streptophyta; Magnoliopsida; Poales; Poaceae
Product: sister chromatid cohesion 1 protein 1
Exons: 19
Coding region: 74-1756 (560 amino acids)
Biological process (GO): mitotic sister chromatid cohesion; synaptonemal complex assembly; replication-born double-strand break repair via sister chromatid exchange
Cellular component (GO): synaptonemal complex; cohesin complex
Molecular function (GO): protein binding; chromatin binding
Source: RefSeq, a predicted model, not a curated record
GAUCAACCGCAAGCGGCUCGACAAGCUCGACAUCAUCAAAAUCUGCGAGGAGAUUUUGAACCCGUCGGUGCCCAUGGCUCUGAGGCUCUCUGGGAUCCUCAUGGGUGGCGUGGUGAUCGUGUACGAGAGGAAGGUGAAGCUUCUCUAUGAUGAUGUGUCUCGGCUUUUGAUUGAGAUCAACGAGGCAUGGCGAAUCAAACCGGCCACGGACCCCACCAUCCUCCCCAAGGGUAAAGCCCAAGCUAAGUACGAAGCAGUAACGCUUCCAGAAAAAAUUGUGAAUAUGGAGGUGGAACAGCCCAUGAUUUUCUCAGAGGCUGAUGCUACCAGGUUCCGGGGAAUGCGAUUGGAUGAUUUGGACGAACAGUAUGUUAAUGUCAACCUAGAUGAUGAUGACUUCUCUCGUGCUGAACAUCCUCACCAAGCUGAGGCAGUGAAUAUCACCCUGGUCGAUAAUUUUGAGUCCGGGCUUGCAGAAACUGAUGUGUUCAAUCGUUUUGAGAGAUUUGACAUAGCAGAUGAUGAGACCACAGUCAAUAUCACUCCUGAUGAACACCCACAGGUUCCAAGUACUCUAGUUCCCUCCCCGCCUAGGCAUGAAGACCCCCCUCAGCAAGAAGAGCCAUAUUAUGCUGCCCCAUCCCCUGUUCAAGAAGAACCUCAACAAGGGGGUUCACUAGAGGAGCAAGAGGAACAAAAGAUGAAGCAACAGCAACCACCUAAAGCAUCAAAGCGGAAAGCACGUAGGAAACUCGACCAAGUGAUUAUGGACAAUAACCAGAUGAUGAUCCCAGGAAACAUAUAUCAGACAUGGCUGAAGGACGCAUCUAGCCUUGUCUCAAAAAGGCGUAAAGUUAACAGCAAUUUUGAUUUUAUUCGAUCAACCAAGAUAAGCGAUCUCAUGGACAUGCCCCCGGUUGCUCUAAUGUCUUACUUGGACAAGUCAUCCUCAGAAUUAUAUUAUCCUAAGCCACUUGUGCAGCUCUGGAAGGAAUGCACUGCAGUCAACUGUGCAAAAGCUUCAUCUUCAGCAGGGCAGCCACCAUCAUCACAAGAAAAACAGCCUAGAAACUCGACACCUCAUGAAUUUCCACCUCAGACUGAAGGAGAAUAUGAGAUGGAAACAGGACCUCACCCAAUGGACUUCACAGAUGGCAUUGAAAAACUCAGAGGAAACGUGAGUGCGGAGUAUGACAGAGCUUACAAUACUCUGCAUAGUGACCAUAGUGUUACUCCUGGAAGUCCUGGGUUAAGUCGGAGGUCUGGUUCGAGCUCUGGUGGCUCUGGACAGGGGUUUAUACCAUUGGAUCCAGAAGUGCAAUUGCCAUCAUCAGGAAGUGGAAGGUCCAAGAGGAGGCAACAUUCCUCUGGAAGAAGCUUGGGGAAUCUUGAUCCAGUUGAUGAAGACUUUCCAUUGGAGCAAGAAGUGAGGGACUUCAAGAUGAGAAGGCUUUCAGAUUUUGGGCCAACUCCUGACCUUCUGGAAGAAACCGAACCAACUCAAACCCCAUAUGAGAAGCGCUCUGAUCCUAUCGACAAGGUCACAGAAUCAAUCCAGUCGCACCUCAAACUACAUUUUGAUACCCCAGGUGGACCGCAAUCUGAGUCACUGAAUCUGCUAGCUUCAGGGAUGACCACAGCCAGGGCAGCUCGACUAUUCUAUCAAAUGACUGUUUUGGCAACUUUUGAUUACAUCAAGGUUACUCAGCUGGAACCGUACGGGGACAUCUUGAUCUCCAGGGGAGUGAAGAUGUGAACUGGUGCUGCAAUGUUGCGAACAGUUUCGCUGCGGAGGUUCUUGCAGUGCACACAUCCGUGUUAAUAUUUACGGCAGUUACAUUUUGCACAGGAGGUCUUGUAGGAUAUAUUAUUAUUGCUUAUGCUGAAGAGAAGGAAAGGAAGCAAAGUGACAAGGCAGUAGAUUUGUGUUAUUGUUUAUGCUGAAGAGAAGGAAUAGAAGCAAAGUUAUAAGGCAGUAGAUUUGUGUUAAGUCACAGGAAUGUUCUAAGCUAUGUUGAUAGGAAGCAAGUUAUAGGAUUGAAAUCACAUGACACAUUGACAUAUAUAGACAGGUGUUUACUGCGCUGCGCAGGCAUAUUAGGUUUCUUUGGUUCUAUACUACUUAUGGUUCAGGAAGGGUAGUGUAGCUAAUCUUACCACUUUAUACCUUGAUUAUUUAUGCACCGCGUUGGGGACA